This is a messenger RNA of Mytilus trossulus (common blue mussel), 2767 nucleotides long. RefSeq names its product MOB-like protein phocein. Gene Ontology annotation, cellular component: cytoplasm. The record is from RefSeq and is a predicted model, not a curated record. NCBI's taxonomy places the organism in Eukaryota, Metazoa, Mollusca, Bivalvia, Mytilida, Mytilidae. The coding region runs from base 103 to 714 and encodes 203 amino acids. The transcript has 8 exons.
CGCUGCAAUGAAGAUGAAAAUGGCCGAUGGAAAUACAGCAGUCCUCCGACGAAAUCGGCCUGGAACAAAAGCUGAGGCAAUUAUAUAGUCAAUUAUUUAGCUAUGUGGUCAAAAUGGAGUGACAUAGCUUAUGAAGAAAUGGAUAAUACAUUAGCUGUACAACAGUACAUACAGCAAGCUAUAAACAAAGAUGUAAAUGAUGUUGAAGGUAUUUUGAAUCAGCCUGAUGGUGUUGAUGAAGGAGUUUGGAAAUAUGAACAUUUACGGCAGUUUUGUAUGGAAUUGAAUGGAUUAUCAGUCAAGUUACAGGCUGAAUGUAAUCCAGAAACAUGUACACAAAUGACAGCAACAGAACAAUGGAUCUUUCUAUGUGCCGCACAUAAAACACCUAAAGAGUGUCCUGCAAUAGACUACACAAGACACACACUAGAUGGAGCUGCAUGUUUAUUAAAUAGUAAUAAAUAUUUCCCAAGCAGGGUCAGUAUAAAGGAAUCAUCAGUAGCAAAAUUAGGAUCAGUAUGCAGAAGAGUUUAUAGGAUAUUUUCACAUGCUUACUUCCAUCACAGAACAUUAUUUGAUGAAUAUGAAAAUGAGACCAACCUUUGUAAAAGAUUUACAAUAUUUGUGACGAAGUACAAUCUAAUGUCCAAAGAGAACUUAAUUGUACCUAUAUUAGAUGACCAAGAAUUAAUAGAAGGAGAGAGUGAAGCAUAAACAAUUAUUCACCACAUUUAUAGUCCAAUUAUUUAAAGUGGAUAGUAACUUGAACAGCAGAGGAUGUUGACAGUGCUAGAACUCAGUAAUAACUAAAUGUUUACUCCAUUGUCUAUGUAUACUUUGAAGAUGUUUAUGUUGAAGAAAGAGAACUGUGUAUUACUUAAUUGCCAAGAUCUUCAUUAGAAAAGCCCAAUGAAGUUGAUGACAUUUGAAUAUUUUUUUCUCAUUUCAGUGGCAUGAAUGCACAAUAAGAAAAUGUAUAUUUAGAUUUAUAACUGUUUUUUUUGUACAAAUGAUUACUGAAAAUGUUUUUGAAAAAUACAUACUUUAUCAGUUAUUGUAAAUUUUCAGCUUUAGGGAUUUUGUUUAAAAGAUAACAGAAGAGUGACAUGAUAUUAUUACAAGCAUCUACUAUCACUCUGUUUUAAGGAUUCAUUAAAGAAUAAGAGCAAGCUUUACAUGAUAAGAAAAUAAAGAGAUGUGGUAUCAUUGCAAUUGAGAUCACUACAUAUAGACCACUGGAGAAAUAUGUGAACAAUUUACAUAUAGAUAAAACUGUUUCUAAUGUUCACUUUUUGUUAACUAGAAUUUAAAUUAUCAUAUAAUUAGGAAAUCAUGGAAAUACUGGAAUGCCUUUUUCAUGGUGUCUACUUUAUGUUCAAAAAUCAUUAUUUUAACUAUUCAUUAUUUUGAAUGGUUUCUUGUAUAAAUAAAGGAAACAUCAUAUAUUAUCUUUAUGACAAUUUCAUAUGCUUGAUUUCAAAGACAAUGGAAAUAUUGGAUAUGUUCUUAAUUGAAGUCUUAAACACUUUUUAUAUUGAAUGGCAAUAAAUGCUUAUUCCAUAUAUACAAUUGUUGUUGUAUAAUCGAUAUCACAUUCUGGAAUUUGCAUAGAUUAUUUAACAAGAAUUAUGAUAGUACUUAUUAAAUUCUAUUUUAUGUUAGUGUUAAUUAAAAAUUGUUACAUAAGUUCAAUAAAGCAACAGUGAGUAUAUCAAUCUUGUAUAAACUCAUCAAAGGUACCAGGCUUAUAAUUUUGUACGUAAGUAUCAUGUAAAAUGUUUUUUUAUGUAAUGAAAAAAGAUUUUAAGAUCAGGUGAAUAACACUUUUGAGCAUGUUUUCAAUGACUGAGCAUGCACUCUUUCCUAUAGUAUUAUUUAGUAUUGUUUUACUUAUACCUGUUUGUCUAAUAUAGAUCUGAUAUUAAAGAAAUAAGUGUUUUUUUCAGAAUUGAUUUAUAUUGUAUGUACUUACUUGUAUCUUGUCAUUUCUCUAAUCAUAAGAAAAUAGAGAAAGGUAAGAAAAGAGUACACAUUAUACCUCUUCAUAUGUUCAUAAGCUCAUCACAAAAAUGAUUGACUGUUAUUUAGGGACUGGUGUAGCUGGCAGUUUAUCUCUUAAAAUUACUUCACAAUGUGUUGACUUCAGGUGAUUUAGAGCUUUACAUAUUGGACACUUUUGUAUUGUUGAACCCAGGAUGUCUUUGAUAUUUUAAGUCUUUUUUGUACUUUAAAGAUGUAACAAAACUGCUAUAUUUGCCAGCAAAAUAUUGAGACCAGAUUAGUUCUGUCAUCUGCAUUGUUAAAGUAUAUUGUUUAUAGUAGGGUUUUAAAAUAUUUCCAGUACAUUUCAAUAUUUACUGCAGAAAUAGUCUAGAUGAUUUUACGUCCGACAAUUCUUUACUUUACUAUAGUUUUGCAACAUAAUGAAGGCUCGAAAUAAAAAUAACAAAAUCAAAAGGGUUGGGAAAAUCCAUAUCAUCUAGAAAUAGGAUGAAUUAUCUUUCUAUUCACAAAAUAUUUCACAAUAACCCUCAGUGUGUAUAAAUUGAUCAGAACUGUCAUUUUAUUUAUGUAUUUAGAAAUCCAUAUACACUUAUUUAAAGUAACAUACAAGUAUCUACCGAAAUUGAUUGUCAUUUGAUUUGAUAUUUAAAUCCAUAGCAUAUAAUAAUCAUGUAUUUAUUUCUAUGUUAAUAGUUUCUGCAUAAUUUCAGAUGUAUGGUAAAUUGUGUAUGUUUUUAUAUGAAAUAAAAAAAUGCAUAAAUUA